This is a messenger RNA of Paramecium octaurelia, 779 nucleotides long. The record is from the annotation of a GenBank genome assembly. Lineage: Eukaryota; Ciliophora; Oligohymenophorea; Peniculida; Parameciidae.
AUAAAAUGGACAUGCUAAGAUUGAGUGCGUCUCAAGUCGACUUCGAGUACAAUAAACUAGACAAUAUGCAUUCUUCAAUCACUUUAUAUAAUGAUACUCAUCAACCCAUCGCUUAUAAGGUAUUUCUUUAUCCAAUCGUGAUCCUAAGUUUAAAGCUACCAAUCUCAACAUUUUCUUGGUCAAACCCCCUUUGGGAAUAGUGUAGCCCAGACAGAGUUAAUUAGUCAAUAUUAUACUUAAUAGCAAAGUCCUUGAGAUUAAUUCAAUCAAGGAUUUUAAUGAAAAAUUGCUAUUGAUUACAACCACCUUGCCUCAAGGGGUUCAAGAUGUUGGGCCCAUAUUCUUGGAUAAAAUGAGGAAGUCUGAAAAAUAAAAGAUUAAUAUUGCUAUUCUUACUCAAGAUAGAAAAAUUGUUGCUCAAAGUCAAGGGAAUCAAAGUCAAAUGUUCCAAUCAGUUAAUAAAUAGUUUGGACAGGCAGAACCUGCACGUGUCAUUGCUAUUCCUACUGCGGAUAAGGCUAAAAUCGAAGCUGAAUACUUUUGCAAUAAAUUUGAAGUAUUACAACAGGAAGUCACCAAGAAGGAAUAAGAAUUAGUAAUCAUUGUUAUUAAAUUGAUAGCAAGAUGUUUAAAAAUUCAACAAUACUUUGACUGAAAGAGCAAAUAUCAAACCAAAAUCGGGAAAAUUGGAUAUACUCAUUUUCCUGUUAUCCUUACUUGUGUCUUUUUUCUUGAGUUUACAUUACCAAAAUCAUAUUUUAUAAGUAAUCAAUUUAUGA